Messenger RNA from Medicago truncatula (barrel medic), 2298 nucleotides. Its product is annotated as WUSCHEL-related homeobox 9. The record is from RefSeq and is a predicted model, not a curated record. The transcript is spliced from 5 exons. Bases 737 to 1957 code for a protein of 406 amino acids. NCBI's taxonomy places the organism in Eukaryota, Viridiplantae, Streptophyta, Magnoliopsida, Fabales, Fabaceae. Gene Ontology annotation, molecular function: DNA binding; DNA-binding transcription factor activity. Gene Ontology annotation, biological process: regulation of developmental process.
AUUUGUUAAGACGGCCCUGGGUAGAAUAUACAUGAAUUUUAAUUUACAUUAAGUGAUGGAAAAUAUACAUGUGUAGAAGUAAAAUAGACAAUAAAUAUGCCUCCCUCGAUUCAAUCCAAAAACCUAAGUCCUUACUUUGCCCAAAAUGACCCAAAAUACUUGCAAUUACUAACCCACCACCGUUUUCCAAUCAAAAACUAGUACACACCCAACCCAAUAUUCUUGACUUUGAAAGUUUGAAAAUCCUCCAUCCCCUCAACCCCUAUUUAUUCCCAUACAACAACCUCAUCCAUUAGAAUAAUCCCACACUUAUUAUUUCUACACAAUCUCAUUAAUAACACACAACUCACUACUCUUUCUUUUUCUCUUUCCCUUCCCCCAUGGAAAUGUGUUAAAAGAAAGAGACAAAUUGUUCAGAUCACACACACUCCACACCUUUUUUUUUCUUUCUAAGUGAUGAAAGCCCUAGCAUUAACACCUUUUUUUUCUCUGCCAUCUCUGCACCAACAAGAUUCCUAAUUAAGUCCCCAGCAUGUAUUCUUUUCCUUGUUCCCUUUGCUUCUCAUCCGGGGGGAAUUUCCUUCUACUUUAAAACUACUUCUUUUUUAUUUUUUCACUUUCCCUCCCUACUAUUAAUGCAAAAGUAGUUUUCUAAUCAAAAAAAGCUAUACCUAUUGUACUGCAAGGUAUGGGAGACACGCUUUCAGUUCUUCAUCAGUGAUUCUUCAUCAUCAUCAUGGCUUCAUCAAAUAGACACUGGCCAAGCAUGUUUAAGUCUAAGCCCUGCAACACUCAUCACCAAUGGCAGCAUGACAUCAACUCUUCUCUCAUCUCUUCUGCUUGCCACAGAACCCCUUACUCCUCAGGUUGUGAAGAGAGAAGUCCUGAGCCAAAGCCAAGGUGGAAUCCAAAACCAGAACAAAUCCGCAUACUUGAAGCUAUCUUCAAUUCUGGAAUGGUGAAUCCACCAAGAGAAGAAAUAAGGAAGAUUAGGGCACAGUUGCAAGAGUAUGGUCAAGUUGGUGAUGCUAAUGUUUUCUAUUGGUUCCAAAACCGCAAAUCAAGAAGCAAGCAUAAGCUUCGCCAUCUCCAAAACCAGAACAAGAAUCAGAACCAGAACCAGAAUCAGAAUCAAGAUCAACCACCACAACAAAACCCUAAUUCACUUUCUCAAAUUUCUGCUACUGUACCCUCAUCUUCUUCAUCUUCCUCUGAGAAAUCUCCACCAAAAGAAUUAAUACCUGCCAAAGUAUUUUCCCUUGGUUUCCCUAACAUCAAUGAUGUUGUGCCUAAUUCUCCAACUGCUUCUGUGAAUCAAAACCAAACAUAUUUUCAGACUCAAAAUGUUACUACCCUUCUUCCACCACCACAAGUAACUGCACCAACUACUGAGACUUUCUUCUUCCCGGUGCAACAUCAUGGACAAGGAAUAGUGCUUCCUAAUAAUGUUACAUCACAAGGGUUUUGCUUCUCUGAACUUUCCAACAUGGUUCCUGCUCAAUCACAUGGUCAGCAACACCAUAACACUGGUAAUUGCACUACCAGUUUCCUGCUUAGUGAGAUCAUGAACAACCAUGGUGUUAAUUCCUCAAAGAAAGAUCAAGAACAGGAUAAGUCUGUGAAAAUAAUGCACCAAAUCCCCCCACAUCUGAACAUCUGUUUGCCACCCGCCACAACUACUACUACUGUUUUACAUCCUACUACUUCCUCCACCAUCACUGUUCCAUCCCCUAUCAUUUCUCAAGUGCAAGGCAUUGGUGAACCAGGUGUUGCUGCAAAAUCAGUGGUGUUUAUCAAUGAUGUGGCCUUUGAGGUUGCAUCUGGACCUUUUAAUGUUCGUGCGGCAUUUGGUGAUGAUGCUGUUCUUGUACAUCAAACUGGUCAGCCUGUGUUAACAAACCAGUAUGGUGUCACUCUUCAUUCACUCCAGCAUGGUGCAUUAUAUUAUUUGAUGUAGGAAAGAAAAUGCUGGAGAGUGUGAUGAGGUUUUAAUGUAUGGUAUUUUAUUUGGUUGUUGUCUAUUUUGAUGACUUGCUGAUUUUUUCUUUCUGUUAUAUUAUGUCAAUGUACUAUUGUGUUUGCUAUUAGGGUUAUUAUUCAAUAGAGGUUUAUAGAAGAACACUGCUCAUGAGAAUGACUUCAGAUAUCUGUGCUGUUCUAAAGUAUGGAUAUCAUCAUCAUGACUUUGUUGACUUAAAUAUGUAACUUUUAUUUGCUCUUCUAUCGGUUUGAAGAACUAUGUUUGUUUAUUUAUAGUAUAAUAACUAUAUUAUGAAAUUAUAUGAUGUGGAAUUAUUA